AUGUACAGCUCGACGGAGAUUGAGCUGGAUGAAAAUUCAUCAUCUCGACAGAAUGGAACGAGGUGGCCGCGACGUAGUGGAUUGCACAUCUUGCAAGGUCGGCCAUGGCGCGACACUUCGAAUCGCCGAGCACAACCAUGGAGCCCCGCGUGGUGGAUUGCACUGGUUUGCUUAAUAACUUUUGCGGCGCCAGCCGCUGCUGUUCUAUUGGACUUUGAAAACUGUAUAUCAAAAACUAUCCUCGAGUCCGACCCUCUACAACUUCAAUUCGUCCCUACCAACGUGUCCGUCAAAUUCAACCUUACCAACCCUCUACAUCCGCUCACCAUCACGGUAUAUGGGAAUGUGUCAGGAACCGUGUCUCGAACCGCACACUACCCCGCACCGGAUUCCUCCGUCUGGACAAAUCCCAAUUGGACCGAUGGGAAGAUUCAGGAUGUGAGCCGCACCAACAACAAGUACAGCACGCUGAUGACGGAUCUCAAUGUACUCAGCUUCACACCCUUCCACAAUGCCUCUCGUUUCCGUGACUCGGUCACGCAAGGUACUCUCCCAUUAGGCCCAGUCUUCAACUACAACCUGAGUGACUUGGAAACAUUACGAGCGUUCACCGUUGAACAUAAUAUGCUUUCAACCUACCGUUUCGGGACCAUCACACCGUUAUUAUCGGUUCGCUCUGGAGAUGCAUCCGCGGCUCAGCUCGCCUGUAUUUCAUUGAGCGCUACGCCGGACCUAGGAACGCCUCUCAAAAGUGCCAUCACCUAUGUGCCUCUUGUAAUUUUGAUACUUGUGGGGAUUGCGACCAUCAUCGCCGCCAUGUAUAGCCCUUGGGGCACAACUGAUCUAUUUCGGUGGACGAGCAAUUAUGGCCGUGAUGAGGACGUUCUCCGGCUCGUCACUCCUGGGUUUGCAGAUUGCCUGCAAUACCUCCAGUUCGCAGUCUUGACGGGUUCGCUUUCUUUGGAUUACCCAGGUUUCUUCCAGCCUGCUGUAAGUCAGGGAGCAUGGUCUACUCUCAUGUUCAACCAGAGUUUCGUGAGCUCUGGAAUGGGCCGCGAUCCCGUUGUUGAUGGCUUAUAUGCUAUCAACGGAACUUAUGGCCUCGAUCGAAUGAACCAUCUGGUUGGUAUGGCCUCGUCCCAGGAUAUCUGGCCUGGGAUGAUGAUAUGGGUGCUUAUAAUUUUGGCGUGUGUGACAGUGCUAUUCCAGAUUGCAUUCGCACUUCGAUGGCUGUAUCGUGAGUUGGCAAACAAUACCGAUCAAGAUCUUCGUGCCAGAAACAUGCCGUUUACCCUAGGUAACCUCAUUCGCAUUGUCUUCAAUUUCCUUCUCUUGCCGAUUAUCUCCCUUUCCUUCUUCCAGCUGGUUAUUGCUCGUCAAUCGACCGCUUACAGUGUUGCCUUGGCAGCCGUCGUGCUUAUCAUUCUCGCUUGCUUCUCCAUUUGGGUUAUUCGAGUGAUUCUUACCACACGACCCAAGUCUCACCUCUUUGAUGAUCUUCCUACGGUGCUAUUGUAUGGGCCACUAUAUAAUACAUACUGUGAUGAUGCAGCAGCCUUCGGUGUCGUGCCGAUAAUCUUGAACAUCGCUCGCGGGAUAGCCAUUGGUGCUCUGCAGCCAUCUGGCAUUGCUCAGGUGGUAAUGCUGGCCAUUUGCGAAGUUGUUUCCAUACUAACCCUGCUGGCUUUCCGACCUUUCUCAGGACCGACUCACAUGAACCUGUACCACUGCCUCUUCUCGAUUGUGCGUUUCUUGACUGUAAUCUUGAGCGUCAUAUUUAUGCCAUCAUUGACGGUUUCGGAUGCGGCGCGAGGCUGGAUCGGAUAUUUGAUCCUUGUGCUACAUGCCAUGGUUCUAAUCUUUGGGUUCUUCCUCAAUGCGAUGCAAACAUUGAUCGAGGUCCUGGCAAGAUUGGCUGGUGCAGGCGGUACCACUCGUGGUGGCUUGACCAAGGUACUUGGUAUGCGUCAGCUGUCCAGGCGCACUCCGCGGCGUGAUCUUACUCGCCAGAGCAUGGGGUCGGACGCUGCUAUGCUUGGCCACAGCGAUGACCGUAUGUCGUCUCAAUUUGAUGGAUCGCGUCCCCACAGUCUCUCUGGGAGCUCCGGUCUGCUUCUGAACCGUGCCACAGCUAGUGAUGGCAGAGCCAGCGCUGUUUAUGAUUAUCCCGGAUCGCAAGGGGGCACGCACAGUUGUGCUCCCAGUGGAGGAUUCCCCACGCCUACCUCGACUGCCUAUCAAGGUGCCGGCUUCUUUAGCUCACCCAGUAGUGGUACGAUGAUGGGAAAGAACCCCCGCGAUCCCUAUUAUCGACCACCCCGCCCGGGGCGAAGAACCCCCCCGGAAAGUGCUGCUCUCGAGAAGGGGAAGAGUCCGUCAAAGGGCUUCUUGAAAUCAAGAGCAAGCCGCCGAGCAGUCAAAACCGAAGACGACCUAGGAGAUGGCACCAUGUCUGGCCGGGCCACACCUGUCCCAGCAUAUCUAGCAGCACCAAAGGAUGAUAUGGAGCUCGAUACCCCACGCAAGCCGAAGGAUUAUGCUGUUCGUGAGGUUGAUUUCUACUACGGUGUUCGAGGUCCACCGCUCUCUCACAGCGGCACCCGAAAGUUAAAAACUGGCCCAGCUGACCCCACAGGCCCAGUCUCCUCUGCGACGGGCUGGUUCCGAGGCUUGCUCCAAAGGAAAACCAAGGAUAAUGCCAAAGGAUUUGAGGUGGUUCGAAGUGCUCGUGCGCCUCCUCCAGGUCUAUUCCCGCGAGGAGGAGACUAUAAUGAUCAGGAUCAGGAUGAUACAGGCACGCCAUCUGCCGGCCAUUCUCGAAAUGUUUCUACUAGCCAUGUUCCCUAUCAGGAUUCAGAUAAUGACCAGGAUCCCGAGCGGUCAAGUGAGACACGCCCGCCAGCACUACCGCCACUUAAAACUUCAAUUGGUGGUGGCAUCGAGUUGCCGAGUCGAACGGGUUCUCACCAUACAAAGGCACCUGGUGAACAAGACGCAGAUUUGACUGGGGUUGGUCUUUCAGUUCUGACCGAAACCCAGUCGCACAACUCUGAGGUAGGCCAGCGCUCCGAGCACCAUCUCCAGCCAGAAGGCUCCACCACCGCGCGCUUACCUUUCAGUGGGAGUAGCUCGCCAUCUCGUGAACGAGGUCUGUCUAUGACCUCUACUUCAAGGUCAAGGUCAAACUCCUCGAGCAAGCAAACGGGGCCUCGAGCUGGACGGCCCUCGAGUAUGGGCUAUGUUCCUCAAUACCGGGCACACGACCACAUCCACGAGGCAAGCCCCGAUGAGAUGUCGUUUACAGGCAGCUCAGCAGAACUUGUUGAUGAAACUGCGCUGGGCAGGCACGAAUUCUAG
Penicillium digitatum Pd1 is the source of this 3357-nucleotide messenger RNA. The record is from RefSeq and is a predicted model, not a curated record. Lineage: Eukaryota; Fungi; Ascomycota; Eurotiomycetes; Eurotiales; Aspergillaceae.